AUGCCUCGAGGUCUGAAGAGUAAGUUAAAUGCCCGUGAGAGACGCCACCGGGCCCGAAAUAAUGCUCAGGUUUCUGAAGGUACUAAGGAAACAGUACAGGCACCAGAAGAGUCCUCUCCUGAAUCAUGUGGUACCACUGAGAUGCCAGAAAAAGAAUCAGUUUCCAGAGCAACUAUAGAUACCUUUUCAUCCAGUUUCUCAGAUGAAAGUUAUAUUGAUGAUUUUGAUCAGGAAAACCUUUUUAGGUAUUACCAGUUUAUUCCUCACCAAAAUAUUGUAGCCAGAAAGGUCCCUCUGCUGUUGCAGAUCCUCCUUGACAACUACAGAAAAAAGCAACUUACUACAAUGGAAGAUAUGUUGCAGGUUAUUGAUGACAAAGAAAUGGAUGACUUCCCUGAGAUCCUCCGGAAAGUAGCUGAGAGACUCUCGGAUGUCUUUGCAGUUGAACUGAGGGAAGUUGAAUCAAGCCGGAGGGUAUAUGAUCUUAUCAGUAAGCUGAAACUACCCAACAAUGGGAGGGUUCGUGCUGGCAAGGGCUUCCCCAAGACUGGUUUCCUGUUGACCAUCCUGGCAAUGAUCUUCAUGAAUGGAAACUGUGCCAGGGAAGAAGACAUCUGGAGAACACUAAGAUCUAUGGGCGUAUAUCCUGGGAAGAAGCACCAAAUCUAUGGAGAACCCCGGAAGCUCAUCACUCAAGAUCUGGUGAAGCUGAAGUACCUGGAGUACCGGCAGGUGGCUAACAGUGAUCCUCCAAAAUAUGAGUUCCUGUGGGGUCCCCAAGCCCAUGCUGAAACAAGCAAGAUGACUGCCCUAAAGUUUGUGGCCAAGAUCAAUGAAAUCUCCCCUAAAUACUUUGCAGAUCUUUAUGAAGAAGCUUUAAAGGAGGAGCAAGAGAAGAAUCAAAGCAACCGUAAAGUCAGCUCUGCUAUUCCUCUCAAAGCUAGGGCAUUUUCCUUUGUGAUAUGUUCACAAGUUUCUCCCUUCAUUGCCCAAGUUUAA
This is a messenger RNA of Psammomys obesus (fat sand rat), 999 nucleotides long. Its product is annotated as melanoma-associated antigen B5-like. Lineage: Eukaryota; Metazoa; Chordata; Mammalia; Rodentia; Muridae. The coding region runs from base 1 to 999 and encodes 332 amino acids. Gene Ontology annotation, biological process: negative regulation of transcription by RNA polymerase II. The transcript has a single exon. Gene Ontology annotation, cellular component: nucleus. The record is from RefSeq and is a predicted model, not a curated record.